CAUUUAUUAGUACAUGGCAACGAUUGCCAUUUCUAAAUUCUAACACCUAGAGUGAACACACAAAUAAUAUAUGGCAACGAUGGAGAAUGAUAGUGUGGUACCACUUCUAACAUCAAGAGUGAACAAUCACUCAAAUGGUUCUUUUACUAAUAAUUCUUCAUUCAAACCAGAUUCAUAUGAUAUCGAAGUAAUCCAUGGAGUUAAAGAUUUAGUUCGAGAGUUUUCAGCAGAAUCGAAAAAACUAUGGUACCUUGCUGCUCCAGCCAUUUUCACUUCCAUUUGCCAAUACUCAAUUGGUGCCAUAACUCAAGUAUUUGCUGGUCAUGUUGGUACCAUUCAACUUGCUGCUGUCUCCAUUGAAAACUCUGUCAUCGCUGGUUUUUCUUUUGGCAUCAUGUUGGGAAUGGGAAGUGCAUUGGAGACACUAUGUGGACAAGCAUUUGGAGCAAAACAACUAGACAUGCUAGGAACUUAUAUGCAACGAUCUUGGAUAAUCCUCACCGCAACAUCACUAAUUCUAAUGUUGCCUUAUAUUUUUGCCACGUCACUUCUCAGACUCAUCGGUCAAACGUCAGAUAUAUCGAAAUGGGCAGGUACAUUUGCUGUGUGGAUGAUUCCACAAUUAUUCGCGUAUGCACUAAACUUUCCGAUACAAAUAUUCUUGCAAGCUCAGAGCAAGAUCAUGGUGAUGGCCGGCAUAGCGGCAGUUGGACUUAUCGGACACACUUUGUUUAGUUGGCUAUUUAUGUUCAAGUUAGGGUGGGGAUUGGUGGGUGCCGCGGUUGUGCUGAACGGUUCGUGGUGGUUCGUAGUGGUGGCUAAGUUGGUGUACAUAUUCAGUGGUGCUUGUGGAGAAGCUUGGUCUGGAUUUUCUAUAAAGGCUUUUCAAAAUCUUUGGGAAUUCGUUAAAUUAUCUUUUGCGUCUGCUGUGAUGCUCUGCUUAGAGAUAUGGUACUUCAUGGCACUAAUUCUCGUGGCUGGAUAUCUCAAGAAUGCUGAAGUGGCCGUCGAUGCAAUUUCUAUCUGUAUGAAUAUCCAAGGCUGGACAUUCAUGGUUGCACUUGGAUUUAAUGCUGCAAUAAGCGUAAGGGUGUCAAAUGAACUAGGAGCAGGACAUCCAAGAAGCGCGAAAUUCUCAGUAAUGGUAGCCUCCAUCACUUCUCUUUUAUUUGGGAUGUUCCUGGCAAUGGUGCUUCUUGUUUGUCGGAGUUGGUACCCUCUAUUGUUUUCAAACAAUGAACAAGUCCAACAUGUUGUGUAUGAGCUCUCUCCUAUCUUAGCUGCCACCAUUGUUGUUAGCAGUCUUCAACCUACUCUUUCAGGGGUGGCUAUUGGUGCAGGAUGGCAAGCUUAUGUUGCAUAUGUGAACAUAGUUUGUUACUAUUUGUUUGGUAUUCCAAUAGGUCUCAUACUUGGCUUCCUCUUUGACACUGGUGUUAAGGGAAUUUGGUAUGGGAUGCUUGCAGGUACGACUGUUCAAACUGGUGUGUUGAUCAUGAUGAUACUUCGAACUAAUUGGAACAAGGAGGCUUCCCUUGCCGGAGACAGGAUAAAACUAUGGGGAGGAGACUCAAAGGUCAACGAAAAUGGUGAAAACCUAACUAACUGACUGCAGACGAGAUCGAUAUCAUACUGUUUGUUUAGUUUGGAUGCCACAAAAGCUGUGUGUGUGUGAGAGAGAGAGAGCAAUUUUAAUACGUAGUUUGCAUUUGUAUAUCAAGCUUAUCCGGGACAUGUGUUGGUUGAGAUAUGAAUAAGAUGAGUAAAUUCCUCUCUUCAACGCUGUCUGCACAAGGAUGACAUACACAAAUCGAGAAUGUUCUCUACAUA
This is a messenger RNA of Solanum tuberosum (potato), 1830 nucleotides long. RefSeq names its product protein DETOXIFICATION 29-like. The record is from RefSeq and is a predicted model, not a curated record. NCBI's taxonomy places the organism in Eukaryota, Viridiplantae, Streptophyta, Magnoliopsida, Solanales, Solanaceae. Gene Ontology annotation, cellular component: membrane. Bases 71 to 1609 code for a protein of 512 amino acids. The transcript has 8 exons. Gene Ontology annotation, biological process: xenobiotic detoxification by transmembrane export across the plasma membrane. Gene Ontology annotation, molecular function: antiporter activity; xenobiotic transmembrane transporter activity.